Lotus japonicus is the source of this 1581-nucleotide messenger RNA. RefSeq names its product F-box/LRR-repeat protein 4-like. The coding region runs from base 1 to 1581 and encodes 526 amino acids. Gene Ontology annotation, biological process: SCF-dependent proteasomal ubiquitin-dependent protein catabolic process. Lineage: Eukaryota; Viridiplantae; Streptophyta; Magnoliopsida; Fabales; Fabaceae. Gene Ontology annotation, cellular component: SCF ubiquitin ligase complex. The transcript has a single exon. The record is from RefSeq and is a predicted model, not a curated record.
AUGUCUGCAGCUAUAUAUUUACCAGAUGAGUGUUGGGAAUGUGUCUUCAGAUUACUCAACAACAACCAGGACCACCAUUGCAUGGAGUCUCUGUCCCUCGUUUCCAAGCAAUUCCUCUCCAUCACCAACCGCCUCCGCUCCUCCUUCGCCAUUCACGACGACUACCCAGACACAUUCCUCCCUCGCCUCCUCCACAGGUUCCCCAACCUCACCUCCCUCGACCUCAAGCGCUUCCGCGGUGAUCUCGACGCGCUUCUCCUCCUAAUCUCGCGUUCCCCCUUGCGCAGCCUCACAUCCCUCAGCCUCUUUCACGAUCACACUUUUCCGGCAGAUGGGUUGCGAGCUUUGGCUGAAAACACGAAAACCUUUACCUCUCUCACCUGCUCCGAGGGUUCUAUUGCAACCGCCGACCUCCACCUCAUCACCGAUUGCUUCCCUUUCCUCCAAGAACUCGACCUUACCUUCUCUAAAAAGUUUCUUGGAAACAGGCUCAGGGUAGAGCGUCUGCCCCUGGCGCUUCCCAAGCUCCUCCGCAAGGUUAAUCUCUCAGGCGAAUCCCUCAACAUCAACGACGAAGAGCUUAUCAGUGUGUGCAAGAACUGUGAGUUUCUUGAAGAAUUGGUCAUCUUUAGUUGCCCUUCCAUAACACAACAUGGCAUUGCUUCCGCGAUCCGCCAGAGACCUGGAUUGAGGUCUUUCUCCGUUGACGGCUUAGGGAGAGGGAGCAAAAGAGGGGAUUUUGAGAGGCGCUUUGUCACUGCAAGCUUCAUUGAUUCGUUGGUGAGUUUGAAGAGCUUGACUUGUCUUGAAAUUAGGGAUUCGUGUAUCUCGGAUGAGUUGCUCUGUUCUGUUGCAAAGGAAGGUCUUCCUUUGAGGAAACUUGUCCUCGAUGAUUGCCGCAAUUACAACUAUGCUGGAAUCUCUUGCUUGUUGUCAAGGUGUAAGUUUGUCCAGCACUUGAGUCUUCAAAGGGCUAAGUUUCUGAAUGAUCAGCUUGUGGCAGAGUUGUCUGUGUUUCUGGGUAGUUUGAUAUCUAUAGACAUUAGUUCAUGUAUGAUGCUCACAGAGUCAGCACUUCUUGCACUUAUCAGGAACUGUUCUUUGCUCAGUGAGAUUAAAAUGAAGGUAACAGGGAUUGGGGAAGAGAAGUUCCAGUAUUCCAAUUCUUUCAUGAAUCAUUGUGUGAAAUCUCUCCAUUUGGGUUGGAAUCUAUUUCUGGGAGAUGAAACCAUCAAAAUGUUGAGUUUGGUUUGCCCCAAUUUGCAGGUGUUUGACUUGAGAUAUUGCAGUAGUAUAUCUGAAGGUGGUGUUGUUGAAGUUUUAAAGAGAAGCUGUAAGAUUAGGCAUUUGAACUUAUCCCACUGUUCACCAAUGAAGCUGCAUGGGAUGAACUUUGAAGUUCCCAAUGUUGAGGUGUUGAGCUUGGCGUAUUCAGGAAUUGAUGAUGAAACACUCUCAGUGGUCUCAAAGAGUUUCUCUGGGCUUAAGUACCUGGACCUGGAACUUUGUGGUAAUGUCACAGACAAGGGAGUGCGGCAAGUAGUAGAAAACUGCAAACAACUGAGAGAGAUAAAUUUUUAA